AUGGAAGCUUCCACGUCUCAAGCAUCGACCAAACGCCGCAUCCCCGGCCUUCCCAAUCCGGUGAUUGCGGCGACACAGCAGAAAUGGCUCUUCACAGAUGAAGAGCUCGAACGGACACCAUCGCGGAUCGACAAGAUUGACCGUGAGAAGGAGGAUUACAUCCGGCAUCGUGCCGUGGAGUUCAUAUGGCAGGUUAGCCUGAUGCUCAAGAUGCCGCCACAAACAUCAAUGACUGCGACGGUGCUCAUGCAUCGCUUUCUCAUGCGCUACUCCUUGCGGGGACAAUAUCCAGAGGUUGGCGCGGAUCUUAUGCACCCCAAGGUCAUCGCAGCCGUGGCGCUGUUCGUGGCGUUCAAAGUGGACGAGACCAUGCGCCGCAUGAAGGAUUUUGUGGUGGCCUGCUGCCGUGUCGCCAUGAAGCAACCGGAGCUAGUUGUGGACGAACAGUCCAAGGAUUACUGGAAAUGGCGUGAUUUAAUCCUUCAGAAUGAGAGUGUGAUGCUUGAAUUCCUGUGUUUCGACCUCCAGCUCGAAUCACCUUAUCGCAUCCUUUGGGACUAUUCCCUCUUCCUCGGUUUGGGCGACAACCGACCCCUCCGUCACGCCGCAUACGCCUUUCUGAACGACUCUACGUACACCGUUCUCUGCCUGCAGUUCCAGCCCCGUGUCAUUGCGGCGGCCGCCUUGUAUGCCGCGGCUCGUCACUGCAAAGUUGCUUUCCCAGAUGACGCAGAGGGACGUCCAUGGUGGCGACAAUUAGAUGUCAAUGUGGACGAGCUCAUUCGCGCCUGCAAAUUGAUCGUCAAGAUUUACGAACGCGUGCAGCAAAACCUGAGCAAGGGUUAUCCGGACUUUACAUUCUCGGACGCGGAUGCUAAUGACCCUACCCGUCUUUUCAACAAUAACCCCAUUGCCGAUCCUGUCCUCACUCCCAGGCUCGAUACGACUGGCGAUCCAUCAAAUGCGAUAAAUGGUCGCAAGCGUUCCAGAGAGCCCGAGUCUCACUCCGACGAACACAGCCAACCUACUCCACAAGUGCAAGACCCUUCUUCCUUGAACGGAGAUCGCUCGACGAAACGUCAGCGCACCGUUUCUCCACACUCUGCCGCAGCCACAGCCUCAGCUGCAUCUCCCUCAGUUACAACGCGUCCACGAAUUCCUGUUCGAGCUGUAGAAAUUCUGCACCAAAACAAGGCCAACGACCAAACACAAAUGGACAAUUCGGACCAGAACCCCGCCCCUCCACCUUCGUUCUCCCACAAUCCUCCGCAAUCUCGACCUGACGAGACCAGCGCUGAAGAAGGCGAAGUCUCAGACGACAAAACCGCCGAUACUUCUACAGUCGCACGUCCAAGUAUCUCUAAAGCUGAUGUUAAGACGCCAACGGAGGUCAACGGUGUCAAUAGCGGCGAAGGAGAGGGAAGCGAGGAGGGUGAGAUCUAA
Penicillium diatomitis is the source of this 1443-nucleotide messenger RNA. RefSeq lists its product as uncharacterized. Gene Ontology annotation, molecular function: cyclin-dependent protein serine/threonine kinase activator activity. Gene Ontology annotation, cellular component: nucleus; cyclin/CDK positive transcription elongation factor complex. Lineage: Eukaryota; Fungi; Ascomycota; Eurotiomycetes; Eurotiales; Aspergillaceae. Bases 1 to 1443 code for a protein of 480 amino acids. The transcript has a single exon. Gene Ontology annotation, biological process: regulation of transcription by RNA polymerase II; positive regulation of DNA-templated transcription, elongation. The record is from RefSeq and is a predicted model, not a curated record.